GUUAUUGCGACUGGUUACACACCAACAGGCAAUAAGUAAUCGUUCAAGCCUGUCAUGACUCUAUGCAUGAGUUAGGCAACGCUACUGUGUCUCUAUAUACACAUAAUAAUAUUACACAGACGCCAUAAUACAUAAAGAAAGUAACCAACGAAAAAUAAAAAUUUGAGAUGAAGAAAUUUGUAAAAUCGAUGGUUAUUUUGAUGACAAUUGUGAAUAUUGAAGUAUGCCGUGGAGUGGAAAGUGACGAUUGCGAAAAUAGAUUUCCCGAUGAUUUUAUUUUUGGAAGUUCAACGUCGUCUUACCAAAUUGAAGGGGCAUGGAAUGUUGAUAACAAGGGUGAAUCUAUUUGGGACAGGAUGACCCACAGCAAUCCGAGCAGAAUUGCUGAUGGAAGUAACGGUGACAUUGCUGAUAAUUCCUACUAUCUGUACAAAACGGAUAUUGAUCUUAUUAAACAAAUUGGGGCAAACGCCUACAGAAUAUCUAUAUCAUGGCCGAGGAUUCUACCCAACGGAUUAAUUGAUUAUAUUAAUGUCGAGGGAAUUGAAUACUAUAAUAAUGUUAUCAAUGAAAUGCUCAGCAGAAACGUAACACCUUUUGUCACCAUUUACCACUGGGAGCUGCCCCAAAAGCUGCAAGAUUUGGGCGGCUGGGAAAAUCCAAAAAUUGUUGACUGGUUUGUCGAUUAUGCCAGAGUUGUUUUCAAUGAAUUUGGAGACAGGGUUAAACAUUGGAUGACGUUGAAUGAGCCUAAUAUAUUUUGUAUUUUGGGUUACAACGGAAUAUUUGCACCGGGACUUAAUAAAUCCGGACAAGGAGAUUAUGCGUGUGGUCAUAAUGCUUUGCUUGCUCAUGCCAAAACAUAUAGAAUGUAUCAGGAAGAGUUUUAUGAAAAGCAAAAAGGUACGGUUGGAAUAGUAGUAGCCAUCAGUUGGCCAGUUCCAGAAAAUCCAGAUGAUCCCGAAGAAGUCGCAGGAGCGGAAAUGUCAAAAAAUUUUUGGAAUUACUGGAUUUUGCAUCCACUUUUUUCGAGUGAGGGUGACUACCCAAAGAGUAUGAAAGACAGAAUUGCCAACUACAGUUCGAUUCAGGGAUUCUCUAGCUCACGAUUACCAGAAUUUACUACAGGACAAAUUGAAUUGGUUAAAAAAUCAGCAGACUUCUUGGGAGUCAACUUUUACUCAGCUAGAUUCGAAAAAAAAUUAACAAAUUAUGAUGUCAAGAAUACGGUAUCUUUUUAUGGGGAUAUAGGAAUGAUUUCUACCUCGAAAACUUUUCCUAAAGAUCGCUGCACUCCGUGGGCAAUGUCGGAUGCUAUAAAAACAAUGAACGAAGAAUUAAUGAUUCCGAAAAUGUUAAUUACUGAAAACGGCAUUUAUGAUCAUGGCGGCUUGAAUGACGUUAAUCGAGCCGAAUAUUACUAUCUCCAUCUCAAUGAAACUCUGAAAUUGCUUAAUGAAGGAUUUAAUAUUCGCGGAUAUUUCGCUUGGUCACUGCUAGAUAAUUUUGAAUGGAGCGAUGGUUACACACAGAAAUACGGAAUUUUUUCAAUAGAUUAUACGGACCCGGAACGCACCAGAACUCCUAAAUUUUCAUCGGAAAUCAUAACCGAAAUUUUCAAAACUAAAAUCGUUUCCGACACUUUUCUAAUUAACGGUAAAGUGACACCGAUUUAAUGGAACUAUAUGUCUGUAUAAAUAUUGUAUAAAUAUUGGAUUUCAUUUAUUAAUAUGAUUUUUGACGACUUUGCUGACGUCUCAAAUACAAGAUAAUGUAAUUUAAUUAAUAAAAUACUAUCAGCCACAACUAAGAAU
Molecule: messenger RNA, 1814 nt
Organism: Microplitis mediator
Lineage: Eukaryota; Metazoa; Arthropoda; Insecta; Hymenoptera; Braconidae
Product: myrosinase 1-like
Exons: 7
Coding region: 168-1676 (502 amino acids)
Biological process (GO): carbohydrate metabolic process
Molecular function (GO): beta-glucosidase activity
Source: RefSeq, a predicted model, not a curated record